Molecule: messenger RNA, 1744 nt
Organism: Suillus paluster
Lineage: Eukaryota; Fungi; Basidiomycota; Agaricomycetes; Boletales; Suillaceae
Exons: 5
Coding region: 229-1635 (468 amino acids)
Source: RefSeq, a predicted model, not a curated record
CAGCACUAGCAAUUAGUCUCGCAGAAUUAGCGCAGAAUUAACGCGUGCACUUUUGGCACGAGCGGAAGUAUUUACUGAUUGAGUCACGUGACAGGGGGACGCGCGCUAUUUGAAAUUCGGAAAUCCAUAUGAACGCGUUCUACAGCAAAUUUGCAAAAGGCUUCCAGCUUCUUUCACCUUGUUUCUCACCUUUGCAUUUACUAGUCUUAUCUUUGCCAUCGCAACACCAUGACCUCCGCAACUUUUGCGCAACAUUUCGUUGCAAAGCUCAUGGUUUCACCACAAAAUAGGGCGUUGGCUGUGGAGGCCGAUAGGAUUCGGGAGCUUCUGAGGUGCGCUCGCCAGCUCCAACCUGAUAACCCAAAGCACGCCGAAUACCGACGACUGCUUGGUGAUCUGUUGUUCACCCCUCGUGUCCAUUCCCUCGUGCAAGCGGCGACAAUGUUCGACCCCAUUCUUCUGUCGGCAGUAGUGGAGAUAACCUCCAUCUGCAAGAAUAGGCAGUGGAUAGGUCUACCCAACUGGCAAAACAUCACAGAGGAUGAUCCAAGGAUCGAAAAGCACCCCCUGAUCCACAGAACGUGGUAUAUUAAUUCGAAUCAGCAGAUGUUGCAGGCCCCCCCAGAUGUUGCCCGGCCGAUCGCCGAUCCACCCGCUGUUACACCCGAUGCUGUUCUCCCACCUAUCAAUAAUGCUGUUUCUGCUGCUUUCGGCGCAGUUGGCAAACGCCAGCCGCAUGUCUUUGCUCAUAUGUCACAGGCUCAUGCGAAAGGGAUGGCCAAGGAUGUGGGAGCACCACCUGUAGAAGAGGCGAGGGGCCGCCCCGAGCACUGGGAGUCCAAGAAACGGGGGACCAGUGAAUCCGAGUCCCGACCACUGCUUGCAGAAGAUGGAUCGCACAAACGAAUCCGUGCCAACGAGAGGUCCAAUACCGUCAUUGAGAUGGUCGAAGAUGUGCCGAAAGGAGUGGCGUGUGCGCAGCACCCUGAAACAAAUAGUGAUUCACCGGCAGGCUCAUCUAAGGCGGCUGGCAUUUCGGCCAAUCCCUUGGCAGGACCAUCGGGUGCUGUCGGCGCCAUCGGCCCCUGUCCUCGGUGUGCCAGGGAGCGCAAGACCUGCAUAAGGGGCAUUGGCAAGACUGGCCCCCGGUUGGUUUGCACUGAAUGCAGGCGACUGAAGGUCAGGUGUCAGCUAUUCGGCAACCAACCCUCCAGACAGCGAGCGCGCGGUGAGCCUCGUUCCCCAUCACAGGUGAGGGCAGGGUACAAAUCCACUCGCCAUCGGUCGCCCUCCCGACACCGCAGGAGCCCCUCAGUUGAUGAUCGACUGCGAGCAAAGUCGGGCGUGCGAGGUGAGCCUCGUUCACGAUCACCAGAGAGGGCGAGGGCACGGUCAACGUCCGCCCGCCGUCGGUCGCUUUCCCCACGCGGCGAGAGCACCUCAGUGGUGCGUCGAAGACCACUCACAGUUAUGAGCUAUGUGUUAGUGCCUCGGCUUGAGAUCGGGCGAGCCCCCGAAUCCCCAGCCGCAAAGCUGAGAAGCAUGGAGAGAAAGAUGAGUAAUAUGGAAGAUACGAUCAAGUUCCUCCAUCGGGAGGUGGAGACACUCCGCACGAUCGUUGAGGCGUCAUCUUGAAAAAAUCAAUGCAUAUGGGGCACGAAUGAUUACGCAUUAGAACAAUGCUAGUCGAAGUAUUGCUGAUCUUCCUUGUUCUUCUUCCAGUAUUGAGCUUGAGCAUACCCCA